Messenger RNA from Leishmania major strain Friedlin, 4464 nucleotides. RefSeq lists its product as hypothetical. The record is from RefSeq and is a predicted model, not a curated record. Bases 1 to 4464 code for a protein of 1487 amino acids. The transcript has a single exon. NCBI's taxonomy places the organism in Eukaryota, Euglenozoa, Kinetoplastea, Trypanosomatida, Trypanosomatidae.
AUGACGCCGACCCGACCGUCGCGGAUAUCGUUGCUGGCCGCACCCGCGCCUGUGCCGCUAGACGCGCAGGGGCACGUGUGCCACGCCAGAGCCGCGGCAACAGCGCCUGCAACCGUCGUGAGCAACGCUGAGGAGGUGACCGAAGCGCGAGGCUCGUGCGCCCCACUCCAUGCCAGCCGAGAAGACACACGUGACCGUGACUCGCCAGUGGCAGCACCCCAGCGGCAGCAGCCGGCAUUGAACGCCGAGGACGAGUGGAGAUGGCGUGCCUCCCGCCCUGCCUCGUCGGCGUCGUCAUCCUCGUCACCGUCUGCGCAAGACGAAGCGCAUUCAGACCGCGUCGUCUACGAAGAUGGACAAGACGGUGGUGAGGAGGCAGCCGACCGAAGUUCCGAGUGGCGCCACAGUGGCGCAGAUGGAGCGUCAGAUGACGCAGAGGCUUCGUCGUCUACGGCGCUCCACCCGCCGUCACCACCGCAGCUGCACCAGCAAGAGGCGUCACCUCUACUGCCGUCGCUGACGCCGGUGGCGACGGCGUGCACGCAGCAGGCAAAGCCGCCGUCCACUACCGCGCCACCAGGCCUGGAGAGCGAUACGCCGCCACCGCAGGUGGUCAGUCAAGGAAAAGGCACGGAUCCAGCCAAGCGGCUGUGCACCGCCGUCGCUCCUGCCUCUGGAAGAGCGACCCUGACCGCAUCUCCGCCUUCGCCGUCGCCGGGGAUGUGGGUGUCCUGCGCGCACAGCGACCUGCCGGCGCGGUACCGCGACAUUCCGGGGUACUACUGCACGUACUGUUCCUACACGGUUUGCGUGGACUGCUUCCCUCUCACUAACUUGCGGGAGCAGUCGCGUGUCACGCGAACCGCCGCGCCGUCCCCCGCCCCCUUGCCGGCUGCAUCCGCGUCGUCUGUGACGGGAGAGAUGGACUGGCUGGAUGCCGUGAUCGCCUCCCCUGCGACCGCCGUGCGCAGUGGCGGAGAUGUGAACAAUGAGCACCAGGGCCAUGCCACGGCCGCCGCCUACGCAAGGGAGAGCGCUGGGGGCGGCUACGGUCACACGUCGCGGCAGCGACACCUGAAGGAGGGUGCCUCGUUACGUGGCGCCCCGCCGACCUCGUCAUCGUCGACGGUGGCGACACCUCUCCGCUGUCACCUCUGCCGGCGCGGCGACCUCGUGCGUGAAGAGGCGCUCCUGCACGAGUGGUGCUGUGAGGGGCCGGCGCCGGCGGCGCGGCAGCACAGCGGCGGCAGCCUUGUCUACGACACGGCGAAUCUGCACAAGUACCACUUCAUGCGAGCACAGCGAGAGAAGCGGCGGUCAUCGACGGAGCCGCUGCUUGCCCGGGUGCUCGCAGUCUUCCCAGCCACGUUGGGCGGGGCAGGCACCCGCGCAGACGAGUCGGCCCCAUGCGUCACGCAGAGCCCCCUGCAAAGCCGUCGCCGCCGCCCCCACGGCGAUGCGUCGAGCGGCAAGAGCGCCGUUCGCGGGCGGGACCCGCUGCCGUCCGCGUCGUCAGUGCAUGGACGGCGGCUGACGCUGUCACGCCUUGAUGCAAGAGCCAACGCAGCCGCCAGUCUGCGCGAUGGCGCAGCGCUGCCGCACCUCGACCGUUGCGAGGAGGGCGGCAGCUACGUCUUCUCUGUAUGGAAUCCGAGGAUGGAGGUGCAGCUCGUGUGGUGCGCCGUGAAUCGCGAGGCUCGUGAAGGUGCACCCGCCCUUCAUCCCCACCACUACCAGCGCAGCAGCGUGGGCCACCGUGGCCAUGGCGUGCUGCCGCCCUCGGCCUCCGUCACGCCGCUCUUCAUGUGGCGCUGCCCACCCUCCUUGCCAGGGCUUCCGGCGCGGCCGUUCCGCGUGACGGUUCCCUACGGCCUGUAUGCCUUUGCCAACACGCACGCGCUGGCGCUGUACGAGGCGAGCGACAUCUUCCGAAAAGUCACCACACAACUCGCUGCCGCGGCGAGUGGCGGCGAUGGCGCACACCACGCACAGCCGCACCCCCGGCAGCUGUCGUCUGUGAAGGUGUCGCCGGCCGCCACGAUGCGUGCGCUGCUCAUUGUACACGUGAUGCACCACGUCGCCACGACCCCAGUGCCGCUGCGCCUGGGGCGUGCGCUGCCGCCACCGCUGCCAGACCCUACAUCACAGCACCACCACCUGAAGGAACAGCGCCCGAUGCCACAGGCCUCAUCUUCACACGUAGCACGCGGCACCACAACACCGCCGUCGGCGUCGCGCAAGCGUGCGCGGAUGAGCGACGAGGACGCGGAAGGGGGCGCGGAGGUCGCGGCUCCGCCGCCCACUGCUGACCUGCAGUGGCCUCAUGGUCUUGCCUCGCCGGAGCUGGUGCUCUGCGUGGAUCACCUGCUGCACGGCCGCUCCGUCGCGGUGUACGGCAUCGGCUCGAAGUAUUACUUUCUGCACCACGUGGCGCAGAGCGCGGAGCUGAAACACUUUCACGUCGUCACGGUGGACGCUAGCCUCGGUCGUGGUGACGAUGACGUGGGCAACGGCGAUCCGCACGGCGGUGGCCAGCGUGGGCGGCGCUCCGGAGGUGGCAGCGGCUCGGGCGCAUCGGGCGGCGUUGCCGCCGCCCCCUCGAUUGUGCGUCAGCUGAUCAUCCUUGGCAGCACGCUCGCGAGGCGCGUGCGCUCCACCGCGCUCAAGACGGAGCUGCAGCUGCGGGGGCACGACGCCAUGCCGCCGCGGCGGCAAGCGCGCCAGCAGGAUACGCAUCAACGUGACCAGCAGAGGCCUGGUGCUGCCGCGGAAGCUGAUGCGUAUCCUGCGGCACGGGCGGCGCUCGCCGGAGAAGAAGUCCGCUCGCCAGCAGUGGCGCGUGACGUCACGUCCGCCAUGCAGCGCGUGGUGACCGCAUCACGGACGGCGAUGACGCCUGUGGAUGUAAUGGACGUCGACGAUGCCUUGAGCAGCAGCGGCGACGAGUGGGAUGGAAAGCUUGGCGGUUGGGGUAAGCUGUGCGACUCGCUCCGUAGCGCUGAACGCGUCGCUGCCAUGCCGGCUCGUGACACCGUCCGCGAGGUGGGGCAGUCCCCUGCGGCGAGGUCGACGCUUGCAACGGUGACAGCAACGACGGGGAUGAUCACGCCACGCAAAACAGCGUUGACGUCGCGGCCGCACCAGCGCUGUCCUCCCUCGCCGACGGUGCUGACGAGCACGCCGUCCUCGCAGCGCAGCACGCAGCUUGGCGGUGCGGAUGCGUCGUUGUCUGCGACGCCCUCGCUACCACUCAUGUCGCCGGUGCCCGCCUUCUUCGAAGUGUUGCAGCGCACCGUCACCGGUUCGCUGGAGAACGACGGUGCCGCCGGCGCCGAGAAGGACGGCGAAGGCGACGUCGCCCCGACUCGCGGCGCGUGCGUAGAAGUGCCCGAGUGCGCGAGCCGUCUCCACUCGCCGAAGCUGCCCCCUCUGCCCGUCACAGCCGCCUCGCAUCGAGGCGGCGCGGCGUCAGAAGUGACGUGGCGGGCCCCGGUCAUGGUUUUUGCCAGCGACGCCGUCCGUCAGCUGGUGCUGGCGUCUGUGCGGCGCCGCCAGACGAGCCGCCGCUGUGUGCAGUGGGUCUCCUUGCCAUCGACGACGGCGUUGGCCGUGCUGGCCGAGCAGACACCGUUCACGGCAACGCCAGCGCCGACUGCGCCUCCUCGCCUGCACCUGACGGAGGCCCAUCAGCUGCGUCCUGGCUGGUCGCCGCCGGUGUUACUCGUGCUGCACAACGUCGACUUGCUGGACACGGAGGAAGCGGGCCUGCUCCUGCAGUUGUGCGCCGAGUUCGCCCACCCACACCCGCACCUGCAGCUGCUGCUCUCCUUCGACGACCCGCGAUGGCCGCUGACGCCGCUGGCCGGCGCGCUCACGCAGAUGGGCGUGUGCGCGGUACAGCUACGCAAUCUCCUGCUGCCGCGCGUGCAUGAAAUGCAGCACGUGAGCAGCCUACGCCUUCUCAUGGACUCGGAGGCAAUGGCAGCCGGCGGUGCUGGUUCGCUGGGGUUGAAGACGAUGGGGCACGGCGCGCCGAGAGCUGCUGGCGCUGGCGGCCUUGCAAGCGCCGGCAGUAACAGCGGUGCUAGUGGCGGCUCACACCUUCUGCAGGAUACGAUGCGUCGCGUGCUCUUCAGCUUACCGCCAGCCUUCAGCGGUCUCCUGCGCAUCCUCAUCAACCUGCAGGAGGAGAUGGGCGAGGGCCAGAAGGUAUCCGUGUUCGUCGCGAAGGACAGGUUCGAGCAGCAUGGGAUCAUGGUGUCGCAGGGACGGCUGAAGGCGUUGCUGCAGGAGCUCACGUCGAACCGGAUCGCGCAGUACGACGUGGCCGAGCACGCACUGACGGUGAUGCAGCCUCGAAAGCUGAGCAAGGUACUGGAAGAGGUUACGGCGCAGCGAGAUGGCGCCGCUGCUGCUGCAGCGGCGCCGGUAUCUUCCGGGCCAUCCAUCUUUCGCCCCAGCUGA